UAGCCGCUUGAUGUGAGUGGUGUUUGUUUUCAUUGCCACUUGUCACGAUAGGGUUUUGCCACGUUUUUUUUUCUUUUUUAUAAAAAAAAAGUAAUUGUUUUGAUUUUGACGGUUAUGUGUUAUGAUGAAAAAGUGUUGUAUUUAUGUAUUUUUCUUUUAUUUUUUUCAUAUUAUUUUCGAAUCUAAAUUUUGUAAUUGGUAUUCUCUCUCAUUUCAACUGUUCAUCUUCUUCCCCGUUUUUCAGUUUGCUUAGACGGUUGUAAUAGUGGGUAGUUUUUUCAUUUUAAAAAAUUUCAAAUCCCAUCCCACUAUCUUAAACUUCCCUCUCAUUUUCCCUCCCAUUUUUAUUAUUUUUGUCUAUAAAUACCUUCAUAGUUCUUCAUAAUGGCCGUUACUCGUUCAUCACCAUCUCCGGCCAAAGUUACAAAACCCAGAAAACAAUCCCAGAAAACCAGACCCAAAUCAAAAAUGGGUAAAAAAAAUCUGAAAGAGAACCCUCCUAGCCCCACUUCCCCUUCUGUUAAGAGAAAAACCAUUGCUGGACCUUCGAAGAACACUCGAGGAAAAAGACCUCGAACUGUUGUUGAAAAUUCAGACUCAGAUUUUGAGUUGGAUUCUGAAUUUCUUAAGUCGCCUGUUUCUGUUAAGGUAUUUUACUAUUUAUCUGUUGUUGUUUUUGGGGUUUUUUGUUUUUUGGUUAAAUUCGAUAUUUGAGGUUCAUAUAUCUGGGUAUUUGUUUGUUUUUGUUUAUGUAUUUGUAAUUGUUUUAUAUAUAUUGUUCGAUUUAUUUUUGUGUUUUUGUUAAUUUUUUAUUUGUUGUUUUGUUGGUGUUGUUAUUUUUUAUUUUAGGGCAAGGGUAAAUCCCCUGUGAAGGUGUUGCCAUCAUCAGGUGUUUCUGAAGAAAUUCCUGUUAAUAGGAUUGUUGAGGUUUGUGAUGUUAUGCAUUCGGUUCUAUGUUUUUUGGUUGUUUUUUUGUUGUUGUUAUUUUCGUAUUGUUUUUUUGGUGUUUUAUCAGUGUUUUCAUUGUUCUGUUUUUUAGGAUUGGGAAUGCAAGUACACUCGAUCUCAAUUUUAUCAUUCUAGAGUAGUAACAUCUGGUUAUUACUCUGUUCUUGGUGACAUUAAGAGAAUUUUAACUGAAAGCCAAUUGGAAAUUUUUUCAAAAUCUGUGUUUGGUUAUUUUCUUCGAAUUCCUGAGUACAUAAUUCAUUACCAAUUGCUGCAUUGUUUGCUGUUGAGGGAGGUUCAGCAGCCUAAUGGGUUGGAGUUUUGGGUUUGUGUCCAAGGGAAAUACCUUAGGUUUAGUAUCGAAGAGUUUGCGUUGGUCACGGGGUUAGAUUGUCAUCUUGAUUCUGAUUUUUAUCAGUUUAAGCAAGAUGAUAAUGAAUUGGUCAAAUCUUGUUUUAAGGGGUACAAAAAAAUUACCAAGGGUGCUAUUCAGACUGCUUUUAUUGCUGACAAUCUUAAGGAUAACGACGAUCUUGCAGUCAAGUUGGCUGUAUUGUAUUUUGUGCAGUGUUAUUUGUUAGGUGGUCCCCCGGGUAAAGUUGUUUCGUCUGAGGAAAUAGAUGUUGUGGAUAGUGGUCGAUAUAAUGAAUUUGGGUGGGGCAAGCAUUGUUUUGAUAUCACUAUGCAUUCUUUGAAGGGUAAGAUAGAUUCUGGUUAUAAGAGGGUAGUUCGUAGUGACGAGGAUGGUGGGUAUUACAGGUUAUUGGGUUUUCCUUUGGCUAUUCAAUUCUGGUUUUUCGAGUGUUGCCCGUAUGUUAUUGGGAAACUAUCCUUGUACUCAAAUGUUGGCAUUCCAAGGAUCUUGAAUUGGCCUAAAUUACCCAAGGACAAGGAGGGUAUGGUGAAAAUGGAUGUCAUGAACACCCUCAUUUUCGAUCGGUCUUUGAAAGAGUUAAAAUUAAGAAACCUCACUCCAACUUCCGUUGAGAGAUUGAGUUUGAGCCUCACUGAUUUUUUCUCUGGUGAGACUACUCCCGAGGCUGUGAAAUUCAAAAUUAAAGGUGGUUCCAAGCCUGCUGGUCAACCUGGCUUGAUGGGUUCUUCUUCAUCAACUGCUCAUGAGAAUGUCUCCCGAGUUGAGUUUGAGGAAUUUAAAAAGUGUUUAUCUGUUGUUGUCAGCCAGCAAGGGAUUCUUAUGAAAUCUGUUGCUGAGAUGAACAAGAAGCUGGACAUUCUUAUUGAGUCAUCCCAAGGUGGUCCCACUCACAAUGGAUCUCAGUCUGAAGAUGCUCUUCGUACUUCAGAAAAUGAGGAUGAUGAAGAUUCCACUUUGGAGGAAGACGAGGAUGAUAAAUUCGACGAUGACAAAGGAGAUGAUCAUCAUGACGAUGAAACUGAUGAUGAUGAUGAUGAUCUGGGUGGAGAUGGUGUUGGUGCUGGUCAGGAUGAGGCUCACACGGGCGAUGUUCGUAACGAUGAGGGUGUUGUUGUCCCAGCGGUUGUUUCGAGGGAUGAUGAUACCGGCAAGGUCGAUGAUGCCAAGAAUUCUGAAACUGUGGAACCUAUUGCAGAGAUCAAACAGCCUGACCAGUCUCAAGGUGGGGAGGAGAACAUUGAUGUUGAUGCAACAAUUGCAUCUGCUGUUAAAGCUGUGGAGAUUUUGGUUUGUGUUUAUGUUUUUUUUUUUAAUAUUUGUAUUUAUUUGGUAUUAUAUUGUUGUUUUUAUGGUGUUUUAAUUGUACUGUUUGAAAUUUAAACAUAAGUCUUUUUAUUUAUCCUUUCUCUUUUUUAGAUUGGUUCAUCAACUCAUGCCCCUGCUCCUGUUGAGACUUCUGAGAAGACUGAUCUUGAAAUGGUUGUUUUUCAAGAGACUCCUAUUUUACGUCCUCAAAAGAGGGAUCGGAAGAAAGGAGCUGUUUUGAAAUCCCCAUUCAUUGAGCUUGCUUCUGGUGCAUCUAAAUCAGGUUCAUCCUCGGUUUCUCCUGAUGAUUCUGUGUAUAAGGUCGUUAAAUAUGUGCGUGGUUUGUGCCCGUUGGACAACAAGAUUGGUGAACCUGUUGAUCCGCAAUUGGAAGCUGAUUUUGUCAAGUGGGUUGAUUCAGGUCUUAGAAAGCAUAAAUCUAAGUAAGUAUUUUUGUAUGUGUUUUCAGUUGUAUAUCUGUUAUUGUUUUCUAUUUUUUUUUUUAUUUUUUCAUUUCUGUUUUGAUAUUUUUUUAAUUUUUUUUUUUUUAGCACAACAACGAAUGUGUAUUGUAAGGGUAAGGACACUAUAUUUCUGCCAUUUCGUUUUGGUGUUGAGGACAUCAGCAACAAGAUGUGGUUUCACAACCUUGCCUACCCUAAUUGUUUCCUUACCAAUUCUGUAAGUUUUUAUUUUAUUAUUAUUAUUAUUUUACAUAUUAUUUUUUUUAUCUAUUUUUUUUAAUGUUUUUAAGUGUUGUUCUGUUAGUUUUUCAUAAGUUUGAAUGUUUUUUCACUUACUUUUUUUUAUCUGUUUGUUCAGCACAUUGACAUCAUUUUCUAUUAUCUUCGUAAGAAAAUA
This is a messenger RNA of Cannabis sativa, 3490 nucleotides long. RefSeq names its product nonsense-mediated mRNA decay protein 2-like. The record is from RefSeq and is a predicted model, not a curated record. The coding region runs from base 1631 to 2704 and encodes 357 amino acids. The transcript is spliced from 4 exons. NCBI's taxonomy places the organism in Eukaryota, Viridiplantae, Streptophyta, Magnoliopsida, Rosales, Cannabaceae.